Molecule: messenger RNA, 2181 nt
Organism: Sitodiplosis mosellana (orange wheat blossom midge)
Lineage: Eukaryota; Metazoa; Arthropoda; Insecta; Diptera; Cecidomyiidae
Gene: Tpr2
Product: dnaJ homolog subfamily C member 7
Exons: 5
Coding region: 373-1848 (491 amino acids)
Molecular function (GO): protein binding
Source: RefSeq, a predicted model, not a curated record
UGUUGGUUAAGUUGGCACUGCUUACGUUCAAUAGAACCGAUAACUUUUUCUUUUCAUUGUGAUUCUCAUCGCACGCGAUACAUCAGACAGACUGCAAUUGUGAGAAAGAGUGGAUUUUUAUUUUGUUUGCUAUCUACGUUUUUCCCCAAGAAAAUAUUACAUAGUAGAAAAUUAAAAAGCACACUCAAUUUACAAUAACGCAGUCAGAAGCUGAUCUAACGUGGAUGCGAUAAAAAUUCGAAAUAUACUGUGAAAUACAAAGGCAUUGUGGUAGUUGGUUUUUUUCCACGCCAAAAAUUACUUUUUCUCUUUUCGGUUCUUGUUCGUUUUUUUUUUGUGGUGAAACUUUCGCUGUAAAUUCGGCCAGUGUAUAUGGAUGUGGAUCAGGAAAAGGACGUAAUUGUGAUCGAUAGCGACACCGAAAGUGAAUCCGACGAAGACAUGGAAAUGCAAUUCAUUCCGAUCGAAAAUAAUCAGACGCUGGCUGAGAACAAGAAAAAUGCUGGCAACGAUCAAUACAAAGCACAGAAUUAUCAAUCAGCAUUGCACUUGUACAGCGAAGCGAUUACACUGUGUCCCGACAAUGCCGCAUAUUAUGGCAACCGUUCGGCGUGCCUAAUGAUGAUGGGCGACUUCAAAGGAGCUCUCCGUGACAGCCGUGAUGCAGUUUCAUUCGAUGACAAAUUCGCCAAAGGCUAUGACCGUAUAAUCAAAUGUUGCCUCAUGCUAGGAGAUAUUGUCGGUGCUGAGCAAUCAAUAAAAAAACUCGCCGCACUCGGUUCGAACAAUGACAUCUGCAACAAAUACGAAGAACAGUGCAAACAGUUGCGGUCGUUCAACGAAAAAAUCACACAAAGCUACGAGAAAAAGGACUUCCGAACAGCUGUUUUUCACGCUGAUGGAGCUCUCAAAAUUGCACCUGCCUGUUCGAAAUUUAGAUUGUUGAAAGCCGAAUGCUUAGCUCUGCUUGGUCGUGUUGAGGAAGCAAAUGAUAUUGCCGUAGCCUGUAUGAAAUCCGAUACAGCCAGCGCUGACGCAGUUUAUGUGCGCGGUCUCUGCUUGUACUACAAAGAUAAUUUGGACAAAGGCUUGACACAUUUCCAACAAGUGCUCACAUUAGAUCCAGACCACAGCAAGGCCAAAAUAAUGCGACUGAAGGCAAAGAGCUUAAAGGAAAAGAAAGAAAGUGGCAACAAACUAUUCAAAGUGGGUAAAUUCCGUGAAGCACACAAAUUAUACACAGAAGCACUUGAAAUCGACCCGUUGAAUGCUGACAUCAACUCAAAGCUGCUGUAUAAUCGUGCGCUGAUGAACUCAAAAAUUGGCAACAUUCGAGAUGCCAUUGCCGAUUGUAGCGAAGCAUUGAAAACCAAUCCCGCCUACCUCAAAGUGAUCUUGUUGCGUGCAAAGUGUCACAAUGACAUGGAAAACUACGAGGAAUCGGUGAAAGAUUAUGAGACCGCCCUGAAAAUGGAACGUACAAUUGAAAUCAAAAAUGCACUCAAGGAAGCGAAAAUUGCGCUCAAGCGAUCGAAACGAAAAGACUACUACAAAAUCUUAGGAAUUGACAAGCGCGCAUCGGACGAUGAAAUCAAAAAGGCGUACAAAAAACGUGCCCUAGUCCAUCAUCCAGAUCGUCAUGCCAGCGCAUCGGACGAUGAGAAACGCGAACAGGAAAAGAAAUUCAAAGAAAUCGGCGAAGCCUACGCCAUUCUAUCCGAUCCACAGAAGAAGGAACGCUUUGACAAUGGACAAGAUUUGGACGAUGUCGAAUUUGAUCCAUCACAAAUGUAUCGACAAUAUUUCCAUUUUUCGAAUGAUUACAAUAAUCCAUUCACUUUCUUUUAAAACAUUCACAACGACAUUUUGCUUCCCUCAUAAUUUCCCUCUCUUCUGUUAUGAAAUAUAUAGUUUCUUUUUUUAGUUUAAGUAUAAACACAAAACACAAAUUUAAAACCGAAAACAGAUCAGAAACACAGUUUGUUCAAUAAUGUGUUGAUUGCCCAAGACUUUUAUCUUAUUUCAUAAAUAAUUUCAAGGCAAUGCAAUGGAUUUUUGUUUUAUAUCGAUCACUAAUCUCUUUUGGAUAACAAAUUGGCUUUGAAGACAACGUUAUAAUUUAUCGUUAUGUUCGAUCAAGAAUUACUAGAAAAUAUGGAAUAAAGAAAUAUUUCGAAUUAA